AUGUAUCGCUACCAAUGCGCGCUCAAGAUGGAAGAACUACGCAUUGCAGACCUCAGUCCUACCCUGCCAGAGUUCGAGUCCAAGCAUUUCAGAGCCUCCGUCAUUCUCAUAUGGCCCUACUCCUCAUCACAACGCCAGUUUUCCCUCCUCCUUGCCGAUCCAGACUUUCGAUUGCGCCGAAGAAACGGUCAGGUUCGUGUCCGCUUCACUGGCUCAAGCGCAAAAGCAAUUGCGACAACCGGCGCGGGCAUUGGUGAUGAACUUUUACUCAGUCUUCGUGGCGCACAGUUCGUAAAGCAAGGUGCGAUCCAGACACCGGGAAGGAGCAUUGAUUGGGAGCUCGAAUAUGAACAGACUGUAGUAGUGCAGGUCUUCCGCAAUGGCAGCCAGCUUGCAAACCUCGAGCUCAAUGAUGUUGCCCCAACGCCUGUAUCGAGGUCGCCUUCCCAUCGUGUGUCGUUAGGAGGGCCAAGCCCCAGCCAGCAGUGGUCCUCACCUGCCGUACUCAAGCGCAUACGCCUUUCAGAUGGCCUUUCUUUCGAGGCGCCCUAUGAUCCUUUGACGGAGGAUGUUGAGCACGGUCAUGUCAAGAAGAGGCGGAGAAAGUCGUAUCGGGACUGGAAGACUUGGACAUAUAGCGCCAGAACCCCCUCACCAGAGAAGGAUGAUGAAAUAGAAGAGGAUCUGGAGGAUGAUAUGGAGCACUCACCUAUACACAUGCGACAGUUGCCAGAUACGCCUGUGUCUCCAGCAAAACCCGAGUCACCCUCCGUCGUGACAGCUGAGCAACAACCGCAAGAAGUCCGGCAACAAGGGUCUUCAUCUCCCGAAUCAAAAGCAGACGACGGCGCAAAGCAGCGUUCCCGAAAUAACGUCGAAUACCAUGAGCUAUACGCUGGACCAAACGACUUCCCGCUAGAGGAGUCUCAAUACGCAUUUGGAGGCGAUACUGAGAUUGACACGGAAGAGAAUACCGAAAUAGAAGAUGCUGGAAACGAGGAGCCGGAGUUUGUUAGUAUGAGUACAACGGUGGCCAAUACCGAGGAUGAGCAUGUGGACGACCAACUUUAUCGUAGCGAGAACGAUUUUCCUGAGUCUCGCGACGCCGAUCUAUCCAAUGUGACGGCUGGAAAGACUACAAACACCACCGACAUACCUGACCAGAUUGCAGGAGGACAAGAACCGUUGGAUGGGCUUCUGACCGCUCAAAAUGCCGCAAAUGCAAGCAAUCCCCCGAUCACAACAGAAAAAACAACGGCAACGGACCGCACAAUGAAGAUCACCAUGCUCCCGCCGACCUUCCCAACCUUGCAGAUAGAUACUGCUGCUCCAGUCAUUUCAGACCUCCUCACACCGGUGGGUAGAGAACCCUCGAGCCCAAAAUUAAAGCCGCUGGACUCUUCUACACUGCCCCUUCCAUCGCCAUUUCCCGGCAACAUUGACACAGACAUGGCCUCGCAAGAAGAUUAUUUUGCCUCGAAUCAAGGCGCUACAAUACCCGAAAUCGUCCAAGAUCAGAAGUCGGAGCUACCGAGCGACGCAGACUACAUCAUGGAAACAUCCUUUUUCAGUUCGAUAGGGUCAUCAAAAGACGCAUCUUUUCAUCCUAAUCACGAGUCAGCAUUUACACCGCUAAGGUUCACAUUUGGAAUUGAUGGUGGAGGGUGUUCUCGACUGUUGGACCUAUCUUCGCCUGCACCAGAAGGUACUGGAGUUCAAGAAACCCUCCAGCUCGAGCACGACGAUUCUUUGCGUGUAAAGGAGGAAGCUUCCCUAGCAGCGGAUAAGAAUGUGCCUUCAUCACCUGGGAUGGAUGAGGCUAGAGAUGAAUCCAAGCAUGCUGGCGUGGAUGAAAAUGCUGCAUCGGAGCCCUCAAAUGUUACGGAACUGGCGCAUCUCGAUAUCAUUGAAUUGUCUUCUGAUGCCGAGACAGAAUCGGAAACCAGCGGCAGCGAAGAAGAACUGGAAGUCGCCGCAGCUGAAGACGAUUCGGAAAACAGUGAAGCAGAAAGUGAGAGAUAUGAUGAUGAAUAUAGCGUUUCAGUCACUCAGGAUACUGGAGCUGUAUCCGCAAUAAUCGAUCUUGGAUCUCCUGCAGCCGAUGAUGUCCAGGAUUCAGAGCUAGGCACCAGUCCGUCGCAUGUUGAGGGGCACACACAACAAAAUUUGGCCUUUGAAAGUCUCCAGGACAUUGAAUCUCAGAGUCAAGAUAAUCUUCUGCCAGAGGAAACUGAGAAUUACAGUGAGUUUGUAGAUCUGGAUUUUGCGCCUGAAGCUCCAGGUCCCGCCGCAGAGACACAGCAACGAAUGCCUACUCACACACCUGCCCAACAGGCACUAGAAAGCAACUUUGACACAGCGAAUGUUCAGGCCCUGUCACAGUCGGAUUCACAGUCGGAUGACCAGCGAACGAUUUUGGAUGGGCCGGAUAGAGGCAUGCAGCAUACAUUAUAUGAUCUUCAGUCGCAUACGCAAGAUGAAGGUCUACAUUAUCCGGAAGUCAAAAUGGAGUCAAUAGAAGAAGAAUCAAUGUUCGGGCUUUUGCACUCAAGCGAGGAGGGCAGGAUACAAACACCAGACGGGCUUUCUGAAGAGCUUGUCAUUGCGGUACCGGAGGAGGGUGGAAAGUAUGGUGAAAUGCAUAACAUUGCCGUACCAGCCACAGGACCUGCCAGGAAUACAAGAUCCAAAUUAAGCAUCACUGCUUCGCCCACUCAAGAGAGAGCACAGGCUCCAAGGAGGACCACACGGUCGACUCAAUCUAAUGCAUCCGUAACACGUGAAACCAUAUCGCCUGUUGAGAAGAAAUCUCGCGGGACAUUCUCGUCGUCACAGGAGCGUUCCCAUACUUCGCCGUACAGUAUCCAGUCACAGUCCAGAUUACUCUCGCCUGUCAAGACCGCAUCUAAUAUUGCCCCAGCCACCGCUCACCACAAUCAGCGCAAGCCAAGUUCGCAAAAUGAAGAAGAUGCAGGGGCUGAACCAAAGCAUUCGCGCUUUGAUGAUCACCUCCUUGAUCUGAGGAUUUUUGAUUCCUCGUACGACCCGAAUGCCUCUCAAGGCAGAUUUUCCAACGUGACCUACGUAAAAGACUCGGAAGAGGAUAGCAUCCGGUCUGAACAUUCAAUUUCCACUGACACUCAAUUCGGUAUGCAUAGUGACCCGAUUCAAUCUUCUGGUCCGACUAGGCAUGUGGACAGUCUGAAGCCGCCACCGGCGAGCGCUCCGGAAAUCAAAAUGAGAAUCAAAAGCAGGAAAACUCCGAUUCAUGCUGUAGCACGAGUGUUGAGAAGCAGUAGUCCAGCUCAACCAACUGGUCCUUUCACUGGACAGUCGAUGGCAAGUAGUCUCAGCAGACGACACAGCUCAGCAGGCUCAGAGAUUUCCCUUUCCGAAGGCGAGACCAAUAUGCAGGCUCUUUCACCUGAUCCCAGUGAAGAUGGCGAGGAACCCAGAGACCAAACAACGCCCAGGCCUAUGCCAAAUCAAGCUAGCACCUCGCCUGGUGAAGGUGAAAGCACGCUGGACGACGGAUUUCCUAGGCUGCAGCAGCAACAGGACACAAACGAAGUCAUCAGUAGUUCGCCACCUCCAAUUGUCAACACAUCGUUUCUGACCCUACAUCAUCACCUAGCCAUGGAAGAGAAUACGCUCAUCCCACCAGAUGAUACACAGCAGUACACCGCGAACUCUCAGCCCAGCUUCACAAACACCCAGCGCGACGACGACUCGCUCAUCGCCCCAGAUCUCACACAAGCCACCUCUUUCGGCCUCCCAUCUUUUCAAUUCAAAGCCGCCGACGAUCCCGACGCCACCACUGUCUCUUCCCACAAACCCACAGUCGACCCAUCAUCCGAUCCCUCCAUCGACUCCACUCCCGCAGCGCCGUCAAUCGGACUCUCUACACCCUUGGCAUAUUACACCCCACUCUCCUCCCUCCCCUUCUUCCUAAACCGCUCCUCACAAUACCACUCCUCUGAGAACCCCGACAUCCUCGCCCUCGUCGCUUCUGCCUCCACACCACCCGCCCGUGCAAAAAAAGGCCCAAAGCAUUAUUUCACAACCCUGCACAUCACCGAUCUAUCCACCUUCCCGCGCCAAACUAGCGUCAACGUCUUUCGACCCUUUGAGUCUGCACUGCCCGUCACACACGCAGGAGAUGUUAUUCUACUCCGCGCCUUCACUGUCAAGAGUGUCAGAGGUCGGCCGAGCCUGACGAGUGCGGAGGACAGCGCGUGGUGUGUUUGGAGAUGGGGGAAGCCUUGUUGGGGCGCUAAGAGGGGCGUUUUCGGUGAGAUUAGGGCAAGGGAGGAGGUCAAGGGCCCGCAGGUUGAGAGAGGCAUGGGGGAGUGGGGCGAGGUGGAGAGGAUUAGGGAGUGGUAUGAGAGGGAGAUUCGGGAGGAGUUGGAGCGCAUAGAGGGAGAGAGGAAGGAGCGAGUUGAGAAGGGGGAGAGGGGCGACGAGCUGGAAGGAGAGGAAAGUAGUCAGAGGGUGACGAGAAGUAUGGAUAGGAUGGGGAGUGUGUGA
Molecule: messenger RNA, 4527 nt
Organism: Plenodomus lingam JN3
Lineage: Eukaryota; Fungi; Ascomycota; Dothideomycetes; Pleosporales; Leptosphaeriaceae
Biological process (GO): telomere maintenance
Cellular component (GO): chromosome, telomeric region
Molecular function (GO): DNA binding
Source: RefSeq, a predicted model, not a curated record